AUGAACUCGCUCAAUCUGCUGUCGGCUCGAGUCAUUGGCCAGCAUACACCACCGCGCCCUCGAUCACGAUCGCAAGGGGAAAUCCUGAAGAGGGAGGACCGCGAUGAGUUCGCAAGAGGCCGAUCCUACAGCGACGAGAAAGUUCCGCUGCUGAGCAAGGACGACUUAUCUCUUCCCGCAUUCGGUUCUUCCAGCUUUGGCCACGAGACCCCAAUCAAAGACGACAACGACGAGAAGCAGCCAUUAGCAGACAUCGCGCAUAAGCUUGACCCGGUCGCAUCGGCAUCGUCAUGGCGUGGCUUUGUCAGGAGGCUUAAUGAUGCCCUCACUGCCCUACUUUCAGCACUGGGGGCUCCUGUGGUGUGGCUUGCGAACUGCUUCAAGGACGAGAACGGCAGGUACACGAUACUGCCAAAAAGAAAGAGGCGACGUGAACAGCGCUAUUUGGAGAACCCCACGAGCAAGGCAGUCAAGGACGCAAAGCUACGACAUUCCUACUCGAACGAGUCUUUGACCUCAACAGCCACAGAAUCGGAUUCGGACGCCGGAUCGAAGCGAACGCCCCAGGCCAAGGGUUCCGAGCCCCGAAGGUCCUCUAUACGCAUAAAGGAGCAGAACGACCCUGUCCUGAAGAAGCGAAAGCAGAAAAGGAGCAGUCCCUUGGGCGAUACACCUUUGACAGUCGACAACAUCAAAUCGCCUACAUCGCCAGUACCCUCCUUGAAAGUGACUCGGUAUCCACACGCUCCACAGCCACCACGACCGCUGGUCCCAAGGAGGCAGCCAUCGUACUCAAAUUUAGUUCCGCGAUCACCAAGUCGGGCACCCGCUUCGCAAGAGCAGAAGACGCUUGUGCUGGAUCUGGAUGAGACCUUGAUUCAUUCAUUGGCUAAGGGAGGUCGCAUGUCGUCUGGACACAUGGUUGAAGUCAAACUGAAUGCUCCUGUGGCUGUUUCAACACCACAAGCGACCCAGCCGACCCAAUACAUUGGACCCCAGCAUCCGAUCUUGUACUAUGUUCACAAAAGGCCCCAUUGCGACGAAUUCCUCAAGAAGAUUUGUAAAUGGUACAAGCUCGUCAUUUUUACAGCUUCGGUACAGGAGUAUGCCGACCCUGUCAUUGAUUGGCUGGAGCAGGAGCGCAAAUACUUCGUGGGCCGGUACUACCGACAGCAUUGUACAUUCCGCAACGGUGCCUACAUCAAGGACUUGAGUAGCAUCGAGCCUGAUCUGUCCAAAGUCAUGAUCCUCGACAACAGUCCCGUCAGCUACAUUUUCCACGAAGACAAUGCCAUCCCUAUCGAAGGCUGGAUCAAUGAUCCCACCGAUAAUGACCUGCUACACCUCAUCCCAAUGCUGGAAGCGCUGCAGUAUGUGACGGAUGUGCGAGCACUUCUUGCGCUCCGGAGAGGUGAAGCUGAGGCAGCGGCCGCCUGA
Messenger RNA from Cyphellophora attinorum, 1437 nucleotides. RefSeq names its product Nuclear envelope morphology protein 1. NCBI's taxonomy places the organism in Eukaryota, Fungi, Ascomycota, Eurotiomycetes, Chaetothyriales, Cyphellophoraceae. The record is from RefSeq and is a predicted model, not a curated record. The transcript is spliced from 2 exons. The coding region runs from base 1 to 1437 and encodes 478 amino acids. Gene Ontology annotation, molecular function: protein serine/threonine phosphatase activity.